UUAUACUUAUCUAUGUAUCAGACGGAUCAUAUCAUACCAUUCAUAGUCUCGAUCGCCCCAAUAUGAAAAACUUGCUACUGCACGGCUUGCCAAUAAUUUUGGUACUCAUCCAUCUCGGAUCUGCAGCUAGGGGAGGAAGAUUUUCCGGGAGUAGAAGUGGAAGUUACCGCAGGACCUAUUACAGUUCCGGGACCUAUUACAGAUCGGGUGGUGGGUGGGGUGGGGGUGGCGUCAGUUCAGACACAUUGAGAUAUGUCUACAUUGCGAUCAUGGGUGCCAUUGUUAUCGGCCUAAGCAUCUUCAUCUGCUGCGUCUGCUAUUCAAAUGCUAAACAAAGGAGAGAGAUAGCAAAACGAGAUGGGGGAAAAACUUCCAAAAAGGUCGACCAGAAAAGAUCCAGGAAUGUUGUUGGCACUACCGAUUGUUAACAAGAUCCCAAGGCCUUACAGUGACAUGUGCAUUGAUAUGUGUAUUUUGUAGUAUUUUGUAUGGUUGUAAAUAACUCCCAUUUGUUUAUUUUUAUCUCAUAAUAUUUCUUCCGAAAUUUCAGAAUCAUGUACAUUUAAGAAAUUUAUAGAUAAUAAUUCAUAUAUUGCAUGAGUGGUUUAGUUCCUGAUUCGAUCUGUUACU
Messenger RNA from Haliotis rufescens (red abalone), 630 nucleotides. RefSeq lists its product as uncharacterized. The record is from RefSeq and is a predicted model, not a curated record. The coding region runs from base 63 to 428 and encodes 121 amino acids. The transcript is spliced from 4 exons. Lineage: Eukaryota; Metazoa; Mollusca; Gastropoda; Lepetellida; Haliotidae.